CAUGGCGGACGACCACGGCCUGCUUGCGAAGAUUGUGGAAAACGGGAGCGAAGUUUUGGAGGCCGACGUGCAGGGCGGCUGCAGCACAGAGCCCAACACCUUACUGCAGAAGCUGAAGAGUGCCAUCUCAAAGUCUGUCCAGAGCAAAGUCGACUGUAUCUUGCAAGACGUCCAGAAGUUUUCAGACUACGCCAAACUUUAUCUGUAUCUUCAGCUGCCUUCGGGCCCAAGUUCGGGAGAAAAAAGCUUGGACCUCACUUCUCUCAAUUCGGCGGAACAGAUGCAUGCUUGCACCUGGAUACGGAAUCACCUGGAAGAGUACCUUGACACCUGCUUGCCAAAACAAGACGUGUACGAUGCUUACAAGCGCUACUGUGACAACCUUUGCAGUCGCUCCCUGAGUGCGGCAAAUUUUGGGAAGAUCAUCAGGGAGAUCUUUCCAAACAUCAAAGCAAGAAGAUUGGGGGGACGCGGACAAUCCAAAUAUUGCUAUAGUGGGAUACGUCGAAAAACAGUGGUCAGCAUGCCACCCCUGCCCAGCCUGGACCUUAAAGAAACAGAGACUCUGGAGCGAACGGAGAUGGCCCAGUCCUACGACGACGAAGUGGUGGAGGCGGCCUGCACCUUGACCUGCAACUGGGCCGAGAAGAUUCUCAAGCGCUCCUUUGACAGCAUCGUGGAGGUGGCCCAGUUCCUCCUGCAGCAGCACAUCAUCAGCUCCCGCUCGGCCCACGCCGACCUGGUCAUGGCCACCGUGGUCACAGAAAACACCGAGAGCUCCCGGGAGAAGCGCCCUCCCCCAAAGAAAAACGAACCAGAAGCCGCAGAAAAUGCAGCCAAAACGCAGCCUCAGGCUAGAACGGAAAACACGCCCAAGCCCUCAGCCACGUCCCCGCGGAGUGAAGCCAAGAAGCCGGCGGAUGCUCCUGCCAAGAAAGCCGGCAGCCCGCAGGUCAACGCCUUGGUGGCCCGCCUCCCCUUGCUGCUCCCACGGGUGCAGGUCCAACCGGGGGACCGCUUGGUGGUGUCUCCUGGGACGGCAACCCUACAUGCCCCCCACCCCGUCCUGGCUCCUAAGCUCACCGCUGCCCCGGUCGGGGGGACAGUCAAAAUGGCGCUCUCUGUGGGGGCGCCCUCCUCCACUCUGCUAGCCUCGGCAGUGAAUGGACCCGCCGGCCUGGUCAGCCAGCCAGCCGCCGUGCCGGUCAUCAACAUGGUGCCAGUCAUCAAUGUGGCAGUCCCGCCCACGGCCGAGAGCCGGCCGAAGCCCAAAAGCGCCCCCGGUGGGGGUGGUGGAGUGUCCAGCAACGAAACUGGGCGGGGCCCUUGCGAUCCGCAGAAGGACAAGAGCCCUGCCAAGCGGCCGGCUGACCGACCCGGGGAGGUGACCACGAAGAGGAAGCGUGGACGGCCGCGGAAGAGGCCGGACGAGCCUCUAUUGCCGGAGAAGAGCGUCCUUGGGAAAGAGCCGUCUCAAGGCAAGGAUGAUUCUGACCCUGUUGUGGGGCCUGCAGGCAGGAAAGAGCCCCCUGUCCCUUCAAAUUCUUCCCCCCAGAAGUUGAAGAGAGUGUGUCCCCAGGCGGGGGUCCCCCUGGGAGCAGAGCCCAAGCGACUGGCCCCCGAGCGGCCGAGGGAAGAAGUCCCGUCUGGGGCGAGGAACCUCACUGUGGCACCCACCAGAACGAUCUUGCCCUAUCACCUGAGCGUCAUCAGGGCCCCGGUGCCGAGUCCCCUGACCCCACCCAAAGGCUUCGGACGGGGCUUAUGGGAGUCCCCGCCGCUGGAGCUGGACAAGCCGGAGUGGGGCGGCUCCUCCGAACCCGACCUGCAGCCCACGGAUCUUUCUCUUAAGCCUCGCCCGCCGCUGUCCAAGGACCACCUGCCGGGCUCGUGGGUGCCACCAGGACAUUUGCACCGGAUCAGCACAGACCGCGAGAAGUCGGCAGAGGCCGCAAGCAGCUCGGGGCCGACAAGGCAAGCCCCCAGCUGAUACCUCCCCCGCUCCUUGGCCCUGCUUCCCUAUGCAUUGCUCCCAAAGACGCACCCGGUGCACGCGUGUAGAAAGGAAACAAGCAACCGCGUGGGCUUGCAAGGCACUCCACCCACCCCCUUUGAGCGCCUCGUGGAUCGUUGGCGCGCCCUCCUCCCCAGCGGCUCCAAGUGGAAAAUGCAGACAGGGCAGGGCAUUCCAGGCAGGGCCCUGUCUGCUCCCAACCAGCAGAGAGCGUGAAACAACAGUGACGUCAAGGUACGGGGAAGGAAAACAGAGCGCCUCGAGUAAGCAGGGCCAGUUCCCACGUGGGGCGACGGAUCACGUAACCCGGUUCUAAAAAUGCCCUUUGCCUCUCGCUACGAGGCAGAACGCCCUUUCUGGGAACAGAGACGUUUCUUUUUCGGAUUUUGACGUUUUGGGAUUUAUCUUUCACCUGGGGUGGUGGGGGUGUUGUUGCGUUUCACAUGGACAUCCCUUGGCCACCAGCGGCCUGUUGCAUCAGUGUUUAGAGACAAUCAUUUCACAGCCAGCUUCCCAAAGAUCUUGGUCUCCUACUCUGCAGAGCUUCCAAGCUAAAGUUUAAAGGUCGUCUAAUUUCCCUGAUGAUUUUGUGUUUCUCUGAUUUGGAAGUCUGUGCUUCCUCG
Molecule: messenger RNA, 2637 nt
Organism: Candoia aspera
Lineage: Eukaryota; Metazoa; Chordata; Lepidosauria; Squamata; Candoiidae
Gene: RFX5
Product: regulatory factor X5
Exons: 9
Coding region: 2-1990 (662 amino acids)
Biological process (GO): regulation of transcription by RNA polymerase II
Molecular function (GO): RNA polymerase II cis-regulatory region sequence-specific DNA binding; DNA-binding transcription factor activity, RNA polymerase II-specific
Source: RefSeq, a predicted model, not a curated record